This is a messenger RNA of Drosophila novamexicana, 1664 nucleotides long. Its product is annotated as probable E3 ubiquitin-protein ligase makorin-1. The coding region runs from base 142 to 1329 and encodes 395 amino acids. The record is from RefSeq and is a predicted model, not a curated record. The transcript has 4 exons. Lineage: Eukaryota; Metazoa; Arthropoda; Insecta; Diptera; Drosophilidae. Gene Ontology annotation, biological process: protein polyubiquitination. Gene Ontology annotation, molecular function: metal ion binding; ubiquitin protein ligase activity.
UAGCUCCACACAAUAACAGUUACAAUAAUAGCCAUAACGCUUCCUACGCAAGGCAGCCAAAGUGUAGGCGUGCUUGUUCCCGAAGUAGAACAGAAAGGUCAGAACGUCUAGUUUGGUCAGAUCAUCUGUACAAACUCUUGCAUGUGCAAAAUGAGUUCCGCCAGCGUCGCAGAAGUUCCCAUAUUAAAUGUUGUGCCUGGACGAAGCCAAACAAUAUGCCGAUAUUAUUUGCGAGGCAUUUGUCGAUUCGGUGACCUCUGUCGCUUCUCCCAUGACUUAACUCGAGGCCGACCCGAAGGUGAGCAGCGUGCCCCAAUCACAAAUACCAACACAAAUACAACAAACGAUGCCGACGCAGAUGCGGAUGCUGAUGCUGAUGUAUUGCCCAGCACGAGUCGUCGCAAUUGGGCAAAUGCGCCGAUAUUUGUGCCCGGCCAGAAGAGCUUUACAGCCCAAUGCCUGAACGAGGGGGACGAGGAUGAGGAUGAGGCUGCGGCUACUAGCAGCGCCGUUGUGCAGAGUGGAAUCUCAUGGGCGGAGAUUGUCGGUGGUCCGUCCACACAUGACAUUGACGUUGUAAUUAAACAUGGUGAGCCAAAUUCCUUGGAUCAGGUUUGUCCAUACGAAAGUCCCUGCCCCUAUGGCGAGUAUUGUCCCUAUCGCAUACACCUGGAGCUAUGCGAGAUGUGCGACCAAUACUGCCUGCAUCCAACGGACCAAGCUCAGCGUAAGAAACACAAUCGCGAGUGUUUGCAACAGCAUGAACAGGCAAUGGAGUUAUCCUUUGCGAUUGCCCAGUCCAAAGAUAAGACGUGCGGCAUAUGCUUCGACACCAUCAUGGAGAAAGCCGGACGAGAGAAGCGAUUUGGCAUUUUGCCCAACUGCAAUCAUAUAUUUUGCUUGGAAUGCAUCCGUACAUGGCGUCAGGCCAAACAGUUUGAACAUAAAAUUACGCGAGCUUGUCCUGAAUGUCGCGUGUGUUCCGACUUUGUCUGCCCCAGCGCCUUUUGGGUUGAAACUAAAGAGGAGAAGGAUAAGCUGCUAAAUGAUUAUCGUGCAGCCCUCGGUGCCAAGGAUUGCAAAUAUUUCAAAAAAGGCGAAGGAAAGUGUCCAUUUGGCAACAAGUGCUUUUACAAACACGCCCUACCCAACGGCGAGAUUGUGGAUGUUGGUUUGCCAAAACGAGCUCGAAAAUUGCAUAGCCAGAAUCAGAUUAUUGAUUUACUUGAUAUUUAUCUUUGGGAAUACGUCGAUCGGCGCGAUUAUCACUGGCUGGAAAUGUUUUCAAGUGAUAUUAGCGAAAGCUCCGAUUUCACGGAUGAAGAAUAAGAUUUUCGCGCCAAGAACAAUAAUAUCGGAGCAACUAUAAGUAACAUAUGCAUAACUAAAAGUUAGAAUCAAGAAAAGCAAAAAUAACAUAAACCUUACAAUGCUGAUAUAUAUAUAUAUAUAUAUAUUACUGCAUGAGAAAAUCAAAUGUGUAAUUAAAAGUAAGAGAUCAAUUAAGUACCAAAUUUUUGUUUACAUACGGAAAUAAAUAUAUAUAUUUUUUGCCCAACUUAACGCAACGAAAUCAACAGAACAUUUUCCGCAAUUGCAAAAAACUAAAUUGUAAAGAAAAAACCAAAAGAUGCGGUUAAAACUAAAUUUAAGAAAUUAAUAUU